Molecule: messenger RNA, 1682 nt
Organism: Lampris incognitus (smalleye Pacific opah)
Lineage: Eukaryota; Metazoa; Chordata; Actinopteri; Lampriformes; Lampridae
Gene: fgl1b
Product: fibrinogen like 1B
Exons: 9
Coding region: 163-1194 (343 amino acids)
Source: RefSeq, a predicted model, not a curated record
CAACCUUAUCCUGGCUUUAAUGUGGACCAUGCAUAGCCAGCCUAUAAAUAAUACCCACCAUUUUACUGGAAAAGGACAGGCUGAACCUGGAAAUGGGGGAAAACAAAACAGGUGGACGUGUGAAAUGAAGACCACCACAGCAGAUUGCCCUUCAUAACAGCCAUGUCACUGCUGCUUCUGCUGGCACUGCUGUGCCCAGUGACGGCCUCGCCUCUGCAGUCAUUCUCGCUGUUCUUCUGUGAGCCGGAGCUUGCGGGGCUCAGGCGAAGUAUUCAGGACCUGGAGAAACAGCUGUUGAUUGGGGCCUGGCAGAUCGACUAUAUAAGGACACAUAAACACUUUGGACCCUUUGGACUCCCUUCCUCCGAUCCUGACCCACGUUUAAAGCCAGACAACAGCAGUAUAGGAGACUUCAGCCCAGGACUGGCGAGACCACUUCCACCGGCAGGCAUUGUAUUGGUCCAGGACAAAGACUGUUCUGAGCUGUAUGACAGACUGAGACCUCCGAGCGGUUUCUAUCGAAUCAGACCCAAACUGGACCAGGAGCCAUUUUUGGUCUACUGCGACAUGGAGGAUGGGGGAGGUUGGACUGUGUUUCAGAGACGGCGGCAUGGGAGGGUGGACUUCAACAGAGACUGGGUGGAUUACAAAGAUGGCUUUGGUGAUUUCAAGCUGUGGAAUGAUGAGUUCUGGCUCGGAAACGAGCACAUUCAUACUCUACUCUCAGAAGGUAAGAACCUGGUGAAGAUCGAGCUAAUGGACUGGAAGGGAGAGAGGAGCCAUGCCUUCUAUGAGAAUUUUAGGAUCUCCGAUGAGGAGGAUGGGUACCGACUCCAGUACGAGCUGUACAGCGGGCGGGCCGGCGACGCUCUGACCGGAGGAAGGGGAAUGACGCAUCAGUGGUCUGCCUGCCUCAAUGGCAUGCAGUUCAGCACCAAGGACCAGGACAAUGACCGCUUCCUUCAAGGCAGCUGUGCCCAGGAGAACAAGGCGGGCUGGUGGUUUAACAGAUGUCACGCGGCCAAUCUUAACGGGAAGUUCUACCGUGGCGGCGAGUACAUUGGGACGCAUGACAACGGCGUGGUGUGGGGGACGUGGAAGGGCCUCUGGUAUUCCCUCAGACACAGCACCAUGAAGGUGCGCCCCCUUGUUUUCCUGGACAGCGUGGGCAGUGGAGCCGGGGAAAAUGAAUAACACCGCUGGGCUGCAGACGUACUGGACUUCACAAAUGAAGAAAAACAUGGGGGAAAAGUAAUGCAUGCGCCAUAUUUUUAAUUAUUUUUCCUUUAAAAUGUCCCUUGUUUGUUUGAUUAACAUAGAACUUAAUCAUUGGAAAGUGAUGAUUCACUGCCUUAUAUUUCAUUGCAACCAUAUGCUAUUAACACAGUUAUUAGAAUGUGCAAUGUAUCGGCAUUAACAAUAAAACAAUCAGCAUAUCAACAGUGUUGCUUCCCUGAUGUUCAUAUUUGAGUGCCCUCAAAUAUCACAACAACACUGUCACAUCAACCCACUUUGUACAGUGAUCCAGACAACACAGCUGUCCCUGCACAACAAGCAGUGGCCCGGUGGAAACAGCAGCACCAGGCGGUCCUGUGGAAACCACACGGUCAUUAGUGUGGGACAGUCAGUGAGAUGAACAGUAUUUCAUACCUUUUCUGAGCUAACCCAACCAGACCAGGCCA